AUGAACUCCCUUCUCGCAGCCGUCGAGGCCGCCACAGCCACCACCCCGCCCGCCAACCGCACCUCCUCACCCCCGCAGAUCCCAACUCCCAGCCCCACUCCUCUAACUCCCAUUCACUCGCAACCUACACCCUCCGCAGUCCCCCCACCUCCCCCUCUCCCGCCACCGCUCCCCACUCCCCCCCCUCUCCCUCCCUUGGCCAUCCGUCGCGCCGCCUCCCUGCCUGGGAGCACCUUCACCACGUCGUCUGCCGUUAUUACCGUUCACGAAGCCUCCCCGCUCUCGAGCCAGUCCGAUAAGCGCAAGGGCGCCCGCGUCUUCUCGGCCCCGGAGAAAAGGGUCCUGGAGGCCAACUAUGCCCGCAACAAGUUUCCUUCCAGACUGCACAUGCAGACCAUAGGCAGGACUCUCGGUAAGGGCACGGAGAAGGUCCGCACGUGGUAUAAUAAUCGCCGCGCCUUAGAUCGCAAACUGGGCAUCGACGUGUCCAGGAAUCCCGCAGAUAGCCCACCGGCCCCGCCUUUCGCCCUGUUUCCAACAGCCGAUCCGAGUGAGGAGCCCGUUGUCCUGCCGGGCUAUGCCAUCGCGUCCCCAGGCACGCCAUCUGCGUGCAAUCACGCUGGAAAAGGGGAAAAGGAUGUCCCGUCCCCGAACAACACUGUAAAGGGCCUAUUUGAGAGCACUAUCUUCGUCAAUGUCACCCCCAGCGCCAUUGCGUGGGCCCCGUCUGCAUCGCCCGUCACGGGUCGGCCUUGUGCUGGUGCUGCGCCCGCGUCUUUGCAACCUCAGCCUAACAGAUUUCGGAUAACGCCGCUGCGCAUUCGCAAUAGUCGUGUCGUCAUGGGCUCGAGCGAGAUCUGCGGGGAGAUUGGGGACAACCCCUCCGCGGAUAGGGGCUUGGAAGUUAAGUUUCUGUUUGGGAAAAAGCGCAUUGUGUACGAGUGGUACUGCGGUGAGGACUUUGUCCAAGCGAAGAAGACGGGCGGGCCCUACGCAAAAAUGGAAAUGAACUUCAGUAGUGUCGCAAACAUUCAGCUGUUUAGAGGCGGGGCCGUUUCUGCGUUACAGCUUUCGUUUUCAGAAGUGCCCACUACGUAUUUGCAGACGCAGGAGAGUAUGGACAAAUUCAAGGUGCGAGCGCAGCAACGGCAGUAUCGAAAAGUCACUGCGGAUGAAUUUCCGAUACGUGUCUGCGUGGAGCAGCACAGAAUAUCAAUGAGAACAGACGAUGCUAUUCGCGUUGCCAGGGUCCUCAUCGAAGAAAACCCUCACCUCGCAGCGUCGUCAAAGGCAUGGGAAAAAGACUGCUCCUUGGCUGUAAGAGUAGCUAACCCAAGCACUGAGGUGACGGCGUUCAAAAUUGAGAAAGGGUCGGGUAGUCCGACAGUGGACCCAGUCUUGGUGAACACGCCGCAGUUGGAACAUGUGAAUAUCUCAAGGCUGAACAUUUGUAAACGAACGCCAGGCGAAGCCAUGGCGAGCCCAGGGGUCGUCGGUCAGCUCUCACAACCUUUCGAGCAAUGCAAUACUCCGAUGGUGCGCUCGGCGGAAAUGGUUUCUGCCUCCCCUUCAACUCAAAAAGACGGCAAGCGUGAAAGCGAGCUUCCUAUUGUGCGCCCAAUCACCGCCACAGGCGCUGCAUCCAACUUGUUGGGUUCACCGGCUCCGUGGCCAUCCCCUGCGACCCCUUUUAUCCCCAGCGGUCGACCACGGGGCAGGGACAUCAUGCAGUGGUCCACAGGUGUGGUCCCGCUUUGUGCAUCGACUACUCCGUUCCGGGAGCGCACCAACAUCCCCAGUGCACCUAGGGAUACGACCAAAGUGCGGCGCGAGCUCAACUUCAAUGCGUUGCACCACAUGCCAACGGAACCGCGGACGCCAGCUUCAAAAGGGCGAAAGCGGAAGGCAGAAGAGGCGAAGCUCGACGAUAAGGAUUUGCAUCAACGAGUUAACGACACUCCUCGCAGUGCUCCUAAGUUGAUACGAAGAAUAUCGAGCUGCGAGUCACCAAACGCAGCAACUGCAGGCGACACCCCAGCACGUUCAGGAGAGCAACUUGAUGCUAUAGAUCAUGCGCAUGGCGGAACUGGCAACCAGGAAACUGGUGAGCACGCCGACUCAAAGCUUCGCGCUCUUCCGCGGUGA
This is a messenger RNA of Chondrus crispus (carragheen), 2145 nucleotides long. RefSeq lists its product as hypothetical. Gene Ontology annotation, molecular function: DNA binding. The record is from RefSeq and is a predicted model, not a curated record. Bases 1 to 2145 code for a protein of 714 amino acids. The transcript has a single exon. Lineage: Eukaryota; Rhodophyta; Florideophyceae; Gigartinales; Gigartinaceae.